UCUCUCUCUGUCUUCCUAUGUACUUGUGUGUCUGCCUAUGUGUGUGGACAGAGAGAGAGGGAGGGAGACAGUGCGGUAGCGCUAGUGAGAGGGAACUCAUACCACCGUAGUUCGACUCCACGAUCGCUGGCAGCGACUGUUGUGGACCAUGGAGAAACACAAACGCAUUUCCCUGUCUUUUCAGAGCCUUCAGCGGUGACUGCGGUCAAACCACACCAAGGAAUUACACCAGCCUGAAGCUAGGAUAUGAACUAGAAAAUCAGAAAACUGCACUCCCUACGGUUAUUCGAAAGUGUUUUGUGUUCAUUGGAUGCUGGUUGCCUACGAACUGUGACUACUACCUGCGGAAAUUCUGAUUCAUAGCACACCCUCUGCUCGGAGAGACCAAAAACUUCACUGAGGAUGAUUGAAGAGGGGAGCCGCAGAGGGAAGACCAUGGCAGAGAGGAGGCAAAUCUUCAUGGACAUGGGGGCCCAGAACUUCGAUGAGAUCCGCCUCUCCGCCUACCGUACGGCCUGCAAGCUGAGGUUUGUGCAGCGGAGAUGCAACCUGCACCUGGUGGACGUGUGGAACAUGAUCGAGGCGUUCCGGGACAACGGGCUGAACACGCUGGAGCACCACACGGAGAUCAGCGUCUCGCGCCUGGAGACCAUCCUGUCCUCCAUCUACUACCAGCUCAACAAGCGGCUGCCCACCACACACCAGAUCAACGUGGAGCAGAGCAUCAGCAUGCUGCUCAACUUCAUGGUGGCCGCCGGAGACUGUGACGGCCAGGGAAAGCUGACAGUCCUCUCGGUGAAGUCAAUUCUAGCCACUAUGUGCGGGGGGAAGAUUGUUGACAAGCUUCGAUAUAUAUUCUCUCAGAUCUCGGACACGCACGGGGCGAUGACCGUGGCCAAGUUUGACCACUUUCUGCUGGAGGUGCUGAAGCUGCCCACUGCUGUCUUCGAGGGCCCGUCCUUCGGUUACCAUGAUCACCACGCCCGUGCCGCUUUCCCUCAGCAGAAAAAGCUCAUGUUGAACAUGUUCUUGGACACGAUGCUGGCCGAUCCUCCACCUCAGUGCCUUGUGUGGCUGCCCCUGAUGCACCGGCUUGCCAAUGUGGAGAACGUCUUCCACCCUGUGGCGUGCUCGUACUGCGGUGCAGACAGCAUGAUGGGAUUCCGCUACUGCUGCCAGCAGUGCCACAGCUACCAGCUGUGCCAGGACUGCUUCUGGCGUGGCCAUGCCAACCGCUCCCAUAGCAACCAGCACCAGAUGAAGGAGCACUCCUCUUGGAAAUCUUCGGCGAAGAAGUUCAGUCAGGCCAUCAGUAAGUCUCUGGGCUGUGUGCCCAGCCGUGAGCCCGCCCACCCUAUCUUCUCCGAGCAGCCAGUGCGACCACUUGACCUCUCAAACCUUGUCCCCCCACGGCCCGCCCCGAACAACAUGAACAACACGUCCAUGUUCCCCUCCGGAGCCCCCACCCCGACCAAGAGCAGAGUGCAAGGUCUGGCGGCAGCUCAGCGAAUGAAUGAGGAGCAUGCUCUCAUCGCUGCCUACGUCAACCGCCUUCAGAACAGCCCACGUGCGUUGGAUAGCCCCAGUAGACUUGAUGAGGAGCACAAACUGAUCGCCCGCUAUGCAGCACGUCUGGCAACAGAAUCAGGAAACCCAGAGAGGCCUCCAGCAGACUUCAGCUUUGAUACCAAUAGGCAGCAAAGGCAACUGAUUGCUGAGCUGGAGAACAAGAACAGGGAGAUUCUGCAGGAGAUCCAGCGCUUGCGUGUGGAGCAUGAACAGGCCUCCCAGCCCACCCCAGAAAAAGCCCAACAGAAUCCCACGCUACUCGCUGAGCUGCGGCUGCUCAGACAGAGGAAAGAUGAGUUGGAACAGAGGAUGUCUACCCUGCAGGAGAGCCGUAGAGAGCUGAUGGUGCAGCUAGAGGGACUUAUGAAACUGCUGAAGGCUCAAGCUGCAGGCUCACCACAGACGUCACCAAGUCACGGUGUGGGUCGACCAAUCCCCAUGCCUGUCCGCUCAACCGGCUCCACCCCCACACACCAGCCCCAGGAUUCUCUAACGGGGGUGGGCGGAGACGUCCAGGAGGCUUUCGCUCAGGGAGCCCGUAGAAACCUCCGGAACGAUCUUCUGGUAGCGGCAGACUCCAUAACUAACACCAUGUCCUCACUGGUCAAGGAGCUGCAUUCUGUAGAUGAUGGCGCUGAAGAGGAGGAGGAGAGACUCCAGAAUGGGAAAGACAGAGGAAAGGCAACUGGACAGAAGCAAAUGGUCUCCUUGUAGACCCGUCCCCCCAACGAGACGCACAACUUUCAACCACUGCUGUCAUAACGCCAGGAUAGACGAGGACAGCCCAUCCUGAGAAGCUCUCCGAGACAAACUUGAAGGAACAGAGAUAAACAAACAAAAAAUAGACAUGUGAUAUCUGGAUCGCUGCAGUAGCCAACAGUUGCUGUGGUGGUUCAGAGGUCACUCCUUUGAAGGGAUAGUGUUGCGUUUCCCUGGGUCUGUGUUUGACUGCUGUGUUGUUGUUUUUCUUUUCCUUUUUUUUUGUAUUUAAUUAUUUUGUUAGAAUUUGAUUUGUGUUUUUGCGCUUGGGUUGGUUCAGCUUUAGCUCUUGGGGGGGUGGGAGGGUGUGUGUGCAGGGGGAGGGGCGGGGGGGGGUCCAGGUGGGUGAGGUGAAGAUUUAGUGGGAGAGAAUCAACCCAAAGAUAACAGAACUUAGUGUCUCCACCCGCUCUGAUGGAUUGACAGUGCUAAGGAUCCACUUCCUGAGAAGGAUAAACAGAGUGGGACUGUAGAGGGAUUGAGAGAAAGUGAAAGAUGGGGAGAUGAUGAUGAUGAUGAUGAAGGAGACAAAGAAAGUGGACGAGGGGCAGAUGCAUAGAAUUCUAUGAGUGUGGGUGUGGCAAAUGAUUGGUAUGGGUGUGGUCUUGUUAACGGGCAUUGGCAGAAGGGGGUGGGGUUUGUCUACAGAGUAUUUAUUGCUGUACGUAUGACCUGUGACACAGACGGAACUCAACCAGUAGGGUGUGUUUGUUUGUUUAUUUAUUUGGAUGGAAGCUUAUUUAUUUUCCUAGUUCAGCACAUUAGCUUAUAUGUUUAUGUAGAGAGUUGAUCCCCCCCCUGCAGGUUCUUAACCUGUCGGGCACAUGAUCAAGUGGUGAUUUCAAGUCGGACUGAAUCAAUCAAUGCUGUAUCUUCCUGGGUCAACCAGAAGAGUUUUUGUGUAUAUUAAAGUCAUAGAUAAUUUACUGUUUGUGAUUUAUUGUAGGUACUAAGCUUUUGUGUUUGAUGGAUGGAUGGAUUUUUUUCAUUUGUGAAAGCACUGCUUCUUGUUUUAGUUGUUUAGUUGAAGAUCUGCUACAUGCACAUUUAAAUAUCUGGCCUGCUGUGUGUUGCAGAUUUGGUGUGUAUGUGUGUGUCUGUGUGUCUGUGUUGUUGUACCUGUGCGUGUGUAAGGAUAUUACUUACUUGCAUACAUGUGUGUGUGUACGUGCGUGCGUAUGUUUGUGUUUGUGUGGACCGCUGGACUGUAAAGUCACUAGUGAGUGAAGACCUAAGAGUUGUGUUUUUUUUGUUGUUGUUGUUUCUCAAUAAUAUACAUUGUGUUUGAAAAUCAGUUAUAAUACCUGCUGUAACAAUAAUAAGUAAUGAUAUAAUUGUGCCAAAAUUAUGUUUAUUUUGAGAUUUCCUGUGUUGAUAGUGUAGUCUUUCAGCAAAGCUGCAGUGUGUUUUCAGCUAAUUUCCCCUCAUUUAAACUACAGUAUGCCACCCUUAAAUGCACGCCAAAACAUGACCUCACUUCCUGUUCCAUUACGUGUGCCACAGAAUCACUCCCACCCCCCCUCAAUGCCACCCCACCCUUCUUUACUCAGUGUUGUGUAUGGGGGGGGCAAGGGACAGAGGCAAGAUAUUACAGUGCCCUCCUUGUGUUUUGUCUUCCAGAUGCAUGUUUUUGAGGGGGGUGGGGGGACUCUGAUGUCGCAGGGAUAUUGGGAGUGCGUGGUGCUGGAAACCAUUAGCUUUUUUUUUUUUUACACGUCAAUCAGGUGUCCUGAGGGUGCCACCGAAGUACUGUGUCUUUCUGGCUCCGAGGCCAGAGUCAGGGAGCCUGAGCCUGAGGCCCCAGCCUAUGGGGCCCUUCAAAGAUCUGCAUCCUGUGUCAGAGGAGAGCUUUUUACUGGGAUGCUGCAGGAUAUUCUUCUGUCAUGAUACUGAAUGUUGAUCUGUGCAGAUGAAAUAAAUCAUAUUUUAAAACAA
Clupea harengus (Atlantic herring) is the source of this 4263-nucleotide messenger RNA. RefSeq names its product dystrobrevin, beta a (gene dtnba). Gene Ontology annotation, biological process: synaptic signaling. The record is from RefSeq and is a predicted model, not a curated record. Gene Ontology annotation, molecular function: zinc ion binding. Gene Ontology annotation, cellular component: plasma membrane; synapse. Lineage: Eukaryota; Metazoa; Chordata; Actinopteri; Clupeiformes; Clupeidae.